Messenger RNA from Mirounga angustirostris (Northern elephant seal), 8175 nucleotides. RefSeq names its product UBX domain protein 7 (gene UBXN7). Gene Ontology annotation, molecular function: ubiquitin binding. Bases 17 to 1576 code for a protein of 519 amino acids. Gene Ontology annotation, cellular component: nucleus. Lineage: Eukaryota; Metazoa; Chordata; Mammalia; Carnivora; Phocidae. The record is from RefSeq and is a predicted model, not a curated record. Gene Ontology annotation, biological process: proteasome-mediated ubiquitin-dependent protein catabolic process. The transcript is spliced from 11 exons.
AGCUUGGGGGCGGUCAAUGAGCCUGCGCAAACGGCGCGGCGAAGUGGGGGAGGGCGGUCCGUGUGUGUCUGUGUUGUUGUUCGGCGGCAGCGGCGGCGGCGGUAAGAUGGCUGCCCACGGGGGCUCCGCGGCGUCCUCGGCGCUGAAGGGGUUAAUUCAGCAGUUCACCGCCAUCACCGGUGCAAGCGAAAGUGUAGGGAAACAUAUGCUCGAAGCCUGCAACAAUAAUCUGGAGAUGGCAGUCACUAUGUUUUUGGAUGGUGGAGGAAUUGCUGAAGAGCCCAGUACCAGUUCAGCAAGUGUCUCCACAGUCAGACCACACACAGAAGAAGAAGUUCGUGCCCCAAUUCCUCAGAAACAGGAAAUAUUGGUGGAACCAGAACCUUUGUUUGGUGCUCCUAAAAGACGACGGCCUGCACGUUCAAUAUUUGAUGGUUUCCGAGAUUUUCAGACUGAAACUAUUCGGCAAGAACAGGAAUUAAGAAAUGGAGGAGCAAUAGAUAAGAAACUAACUACCCUUGCAGAUCUCUUCCGGCCACCCAUUGAUUUGAUGCAUAAAGGCAGCUUUGAAACAGCCAAAGAGUGCGGCCAGAUGCAAAAUAAGUGGCUAAUGAUAAACAUUCAGAAUGUACAAGACUUUGCAUGCCAGUGCCUCAACCGUGAUGUAUGGAGCAAUGAAGCUGUGAAGAAUAUUAUCCGGGAACAUUUCAUUUUCUGGCAGGUUUAUCAUGACAGUGAGGAAGGUCAGAGAUACAUACAGUUUUAUAAGCUGGGGGAUUUCCCCUAUGUUUCCAUCCUGGAUCCACGGACAGGUCAGAAGCUAGUAGAGUGGCACCAAUUAGAUGUAUCUUCUUUCUUGGAUCAAGUGACAGGAUUUCUGGGUGAACAUGGGCAACUGGAUGGACUUUCUAGCAGUCCCCCCAAAAAAUGUGCCCGUUCAGAGAGCCUUAUAGAUGCAAGUGAAGACAGCCAGCUAGAAGCUGCCAUCAGAGCCUCCUUGCAAGAGACACACUUUGAUUCAACACAGACAAAACAGGAUAGCCGCUCAGAUGAAGAAUCUGAAUCUGAACUUUUUUCUGGCAGUGAGGAGUUCAUAUCCGUUUGUGGCUCUGAUGAAGAAGAGGAGAUAGAGAAUCUUGCCAAGUCCAGAAAAUCUCCCCACAAAGAUUUGGGGCAUAGAAAAGAGGAGAACAGAAGGCCACUAACUGAACCCCCAGCCAGAACUGAGCCUGGAGCAGCCACAAACCACCAAGGAUUGCCAGCCGUGGAUUCAGAAAUAUUGGAGAUGUCACCUGAAAAAUCAGAUGGAAUAGUGGAGGGCAUAGAUGUAAAUGGACCAAAAGCACAGCUGAUGUUGCGGUAUCCAGAUGGAAAAAGGGAACAGAUCACUCUUCCAGAGCAAGCUAAACUGUUGGCUUUGGUGAAGCACGUCCAGUCUAAAGGAUAUCCAAAUGAACGUUUUGAACUUCUCACCAACUUCCCUCGAAGAAAACUCUCUCAUCUGGACUAUGACAUUACAUUACAGGAGGCAGGCCUUUGUCCUCAAGAGACUGUCUUUGUACAGGAAAGAAAUUAACAUCAUGGCCUGACCUCUCUCAGUUUACCCCUUUUUUCCCUUUCCUGUGAGAUACCAUGUCACUAAGUAUGCAUUUUGGCUCAUAGGACCAUAGAGCCAAGUUGGGCAAGCAAGUCACCUGCCUUCUCUUUUAUUUCUUGCUCUCUCCUAUAUUCAGUCUCUUUUCCCCCUCCCCCCACCUUUUCAGUCCUCUUCUAUUUUCUUCUUUUUCCUACUAUUCUUUCUUUCUUACCUAAUCUGGUGACCAAAUGGAAGUGUAAGGAUUAGACCUCCUAGUACUGGCAGCAGGAAAUGUGUGUUCCAAUAAGUGGUCUCUUGCACGGCACUUUUUUGGGAUCAAAUGAUAAUGUUACUCCUCAGAUCCUUUGGUAAAGGAAUGGCUAGAUUCAGAAUAAGAACAACCUCCCUUUUUUGUAAGCCCCAUUUUUGGUAGGGAAAAGAAACUCUAUAACACAUGUUUUGUUUUGUUGUUCAUGUAAGAAAUAUCACGUGACAAAAUAUCCAGGCUUCCGUUUACAUGGAAAAAGCAUCCCUUAUAAUUAUUGCUCAUCAUAUUUAAAAUUUUUUUCAACGGAUUCCCACGUUCCCAGCUAGAAUUAUUUCCAUGGUAUGUGUUAUUGGCAGAAUGAGUGUUAAAUGUAGGGUGAGUAGCAUGGGGUGGCUUUCAAUAUCCUAGCCUGAAACAGCUUUCUUCAUUAUUACUUUAUAAACUGUAUUGAUCCUGCUAGUCCUGAAAAGGACAUUUAGUGAGGCUCUUGUGGUAAUUAGAAUAGGAAGGUGCUUGCUGUUUUUGCCAGUACAGCAUACUAGUUCCCUUGGCCCUUCCAUUGUUUGGGUCCACAAGUGAUCAAUGGGAAGGCAGCUGUUCAGUAAUCAUGCAGUCCAGUGGCUUGUAGUUGUAACCACUAUGGUUAUUGAUCGUCCUAUGGGCUUUAAGGCAUACUUAUGUAUGUCCUGGGGGGAAAAAGAAGAAGAUGCAGCUGAGAGUUGCUAACCAUGUUCCUGCGGUUAGAAUGAUUCAUUUUUUUUAGCCCCGGUUGGAGUAGUUUCUAAAAGGCUCUGGUGACUGAAUGAGCUUAAAUUCCUCUACUGUUUUCUUGCAAAAGGUAUCAAAACUGAAAGCCUCUGUAAGGGGAAGACCUUUAAAUUCAAUUUAUAAGACAACAUUUAGUAAGGGAGGUGGAGAAGAUUAUCAGGAGUCUUGAGAUGUUGUGGGGUUUUUCUGCCAACAAAAGCCACAUUCAAAAUGUAGUUGGUGAAAGCUUUUUUCCGUAUUACUUAGAAGAGGCCAUCUUGAAUCUAUGUAAUACUGUUUGACUUAGCACCUUCACUGUAUGCUCAAUUCUUAUUUUGAGCUUUAGGGUCCUCUGAAGGGGUAGUAAUGAUUCUGGUGGCAAAAUCAGAAUUUUAACCUUGUUAUAUAGAAUGGGCCUAUUUUGUCAAUUGGGGAUUUGGAUCGAUCGAUUCUUCUACUUGAGGAACAUAAAUUGCUAUUGCUCAGAGACCUUUAGGUUCCCAUCUACUUUAAGAUCACUCUCUUGGCAACUAGGGGAUUAAAAAAAAAAAGAUGCUCAUGUGUUGCUAGUACACAAUUAGAGAAUGUGGUUUCUAAUGGUUGGAUUUAGAGGGAUCCUUCCUAAAGAAUGAGUUAUGUAUCUCCUCAAGGAAAUCAUGGAAAAUUCUGUUUAUUCUUCAGUGAGUCCUUUUGAAUUAAUGUUCUUACAUUUUUUUCUAAGUCUGUGUAAGUGCUUAUGUAUAAGUAUAUAAUUGUAUAAAUAUUUAUAAAUAUAUUUAUAUAAUUACAAUUUCAUUUAUACCUUGAGUCAAAGUUCUCUCUUUAGAUUGGUGACUGAGUAAUACCAUUUCGGUGUUUUUUCAUAGGCUCUCGAGUAACUAGCAGCUUCUGAUUUACUGAGGAAACGUGGUUUUCAUGUUCCUCAGUUGUAUCUCUCAACUUGGAUAAUGUACUUGCUAUCUGAGGAAUAGAGCUCUAUAGUAGCAAAGGUGCAGUAGAGGGUUAAAAACAUGUUGAGUAGACAAGGUCAGAAAUGCAAAAAUUCAGGGAGGCACAGGGUAAGAACUGCGGGCAUGCCCAGCUUUGGUGCUGUGAUGGCAGUGCCCCGCUCUCUGCAGUCACAGCUGAAGCCCAAAUCUGUCAAAAAUGUGAAGUCAAGAAUUUUCCCUGUGGGACUCUUUCAUCCUUUUGCUUACUAACUUCUCUUUACAAAACGUCUCAAAAACCUGAGGCAUGUUCAUUAAUGAUAGGAUGUAGUUCUGCCUUUUUGAUGAGGUCAGCCGUGGCAUAUCCAUUUAUGAGAAACCAAAGGGACUUUUCAACAUGGAUUUUACUGUGAGAUGACCCGAGUAUGUAUAAAAUGAUUCAAGUAAGCAUAUCAAAGACUUAGGGCAUGAGAUACUGAUCCAACUUAGGUACAGCGGGUGUGUCUAGAGUACAAGAUGUUGAGGAUUUUCUUUUAUUGUGAGGCAGAAGUGUAAUUAUCCCUGGUUUGAUACAGAGGCCCAUGGGGAGAGUAAAUAAGGAGUAUCGCUUCGCUCAUGAGCUUAAUUCACUAAAGGAGUAAGCUUCCUCCAGUUUGUCUUAUUUCCUCUGCAAAUUCCUUUGCUCUGUGGAGGAGAGAUUUUAUUGAAUAGAUUAAAUGAAGCUAGUAAGAUUAGUUAAAAAUAGCCAUUCCUUGUAGGUGUUGGAAACAGCUCGAAAGAACAGGGGGGUUGGAAAACGACAAGAGAGACUUUGAGAGUGACAAGAAACAAAUACAGGGAGAUGGAAUGAAAACUAGUGGGGGAAGAAAGUGACAGGAAACACCUUUUGAUUGUAAUUUAGAAAGGAACCAGAGAAGAGAGAGAACAGCCAAAUGAGGGAAGAAUGGGAAACUAAUUUUGAGUAACUAGCAUGUGCUAGGUACUUCCUGUGCAUUUUCUCCUUUAAUCUUCCUAAGAACUCUACAAAGUGUAUAUUCUCCCCAUUUUGUAGAUAGGACACAAUUGAAGUUUAGAGAAUAUGUUCAGGAUGUCAGAGCUAGUAAUUGGCAAAAUCAAAAUUGGCAUCCAGAGUCCAUGUUUUUUUCACUCCCUUGCUGUUGUCUCCUACAACAGGGGAAUCAGUUUACCCAAAAGGUUAUCUUCCUAUUGUUUGGCUCUGUAAAUUAUCAUUUGGUUUUGUUUCCUUAAAGCUUGUGGGAUUUGCACUAUGCCUAUAAAUUCUUAUUUACACCACUGUUUUGAGGGACUGAUGGUUGCUUUUUAAAAAAAUGAUGCACUGAUGAAAAUGUGAAAGGAAAAUAUGUGGCAUUAUUUGCCAAGAAUAAAUGGAAAGGGUAAAAAAUAAUUUUAUCUUUUUUUAACCAUUUUUGGGAAAAGAUAGAGUUAUCUUUUCUUUGUCCCACCCAUACCAGAUUAUUGAACUCUCUAUGUGUAUGUUUUUAAAUCUCCUAUAACAUUCUACUUCCUUGACUCUAAAAGUCAACAAGUAUUUACUGAGUCCUUAAUCAAAGUUGGAAAUAUCUUGAAGUCUAAUACCUGGUUUCUUCUGUUUUAUCCAGUUGGAAAGAUACACUACACAUGAGAUCAUUGAAGAACAUGUAAAUGCUUACCUUUUUGGUGCUGAACAAUAAUUACAGUAAAAGUUUAGAAAGGGGAAAGACUUAGGCUUUCAUUAGGAAAGUCCACAAAAAAAAAAAUAAAUAAAUAAAACCGAAAAGUGGCAAACACUGUAGCUCAAAGUUUUUGACUCACCUGUAUUCAUUCUUUAGUUCCACCUUUUGUAACUACUAGACUUAGGGCAUGACUUUUAUCAGUAAGGUACACCCAGCACCCAAGUAGGAAAGGAUUAUUGAUCCCAGGACUAAAGAUUUUAGCUAGCAAGGAUCUCACUUGGACACUUAGGAAAAUACCAGAGGGAGCCACUAGGAACUGGAAAGUGAAGGAAAGAUUUCAUUUCUCUCCCCAGGUACAAAUCAAGUGUAUAAAGGGGCACUAUGUGUAGGCGUAAGUGCACUUGGGUAACAGCGCUGCUGCUAAUAGAGAAUUGGACUAGAUCAAUGGUUCUCAGUCUUUUCAAGUAAAAGGACUUAAAAUAUUAAAAUUCGGCAAGAGUGGGGAAUUGUGGGAUUAAUUAUUAAUAACAUUAUGUCCAUAGAUGAGGAAAAUGUAAAUGUGCGUAUGGAAUUGCAGACCCUUUGCAAAAACUCCAGGAACCCACAGACUGUAGACCACCAAAUUAGAUUAUCUUUGAAGUUCUUUCCACUCUAAAAUUUUAUACUUCUAAUUUCUUCUCUUUAUAUUAUCCCUAGGCUAAUUAAAAAUUUUCUUGUUAAUCACUUCCUGUAUUUUUUUUGUUUCCAAGUUUCAUUUGCCCAGUAACUUAAUCUAACCUCACUGUGAUGACUAAAAUCUCCAAAAAGGAAAAUAUCGUAGUUCUAGAUCUAGUAAUGAGCUUUUAAACACAAUUCAUAAUAUUUAAAAACUUCAUGCUGUGUUUCUAAUCGGUGUUAAGUAUGACUAAAAUGUAAUUAAUGAGAACCAAAUAUUUCACUGACACCAGAGUUAAAUUUAUUUUACCUGUGUGCUUAAACAAAGCACUUUACUGGCUGAGCAGUUGUUAGGAAAUUGAUUUGUGUAAGUUGUAGAAUUCACACUUGGUUUUGGCAGGAACAACUUUUUCAAGAUUCAAUUAGGCUGACUUUCAAAAAUAUUUCUUAUCUCACAGAGUAUAUCUCUAUUAGGUCAUUCAUAUUCUCUCUGUCUCUGGCCCUCUUUGAGUUAACUACUCAAUAGUAAAUCAUAGGAUACUGGUUGAUGAGUAAGUGAUGGCUUGUGUCAAACUAAAUGAGAGUAGGAAGAACCAACCUUAACUGAUGAACAUGGCAGUUGUCCAGUAUUACAAGCCUUAAUGAAAAGGCUACUUAAAGACAGCUGUGUCCCAUGAAUAUUCAGCUUCAUUGAUUUGCCUCGCAUAGCAUUAUCAAUUAUUGUCUUGACUUGAAACUUAGUAUUGCAUUGUACACGGUUUAGACUGGUGGCAAGAAUGUUCUUUCGUACAGAAAAUAACCAACAGAAUAUCAAGGCACUAUCUUGAUUUCUCCUAUUCUAUAGAAGUUUAGUAUUUUAGUCUUUGAACACUACUAGAGAGACAGCUUAGAAUCAAGAAUAUUUUUUUAUAGAGAUUUUGACAACCUUGAUAGUUUCCCCAUGAAGUGAACUUGUGAUUAAAUUACUGGAUGUGAUGAUGAGACUGUUAAUUAGAAAAUCGUUUCAUCCUACAUUCUCUUUUACUUUGUCAUUCUCUAUUCUCAAUUUUUUUGGACAUCCAUUCACUGAAAAUUAGUCAUGAUUUUUAAUGAAAUUAACUAUAAGAAAUUCCAUUUCUAAGUUUGAAUAACACUUAAAAAUUUUUUCAUAAAAUAUAAGGGAACAAUUUGAAACAAUAGUUUCAAAACAAGAGUUUCAUAGCUCAUUUUCUCUCUCUACCUAAAAAUUCUUAUUCCAAAUAUAGAACAGCUAGCACCAUGAUACCCCUCCCCUUUCUUUGGCCUACAGAAUGCUGUUGUACUGCUUAGAGUCUCAGUCAUUCUCCUAAACAUGAUCAUUUUUGGUUCAAGCCUUUCUUUGCCAUAUGAUCUAGUAGAGUUGGGCAGUCCAAUAUGAACUACUUCAGUAAAACGAUUUAACAUUUCAGGAAAGUAUUUUCAAGAGAUGGCCAGGUUUACUUGGAUUAGAGAUACAAAUACCAAUGGUAGUAUUUUGCCCAAGAACAAUCCCACAUUAAUCUCUAAAUAUGGGGAAGUUGCCUUGUUGUACUUAAUUCUGUGGCCACAAACAGCAAAUUUUUGUUGUUUGCUUAUUGGUAUUUCCUGUAUAGAGAUCAAAAUGCCCUGAGAUUUUUAUAUCCCUUACGGGGUCACUUAAGUUUUCAAAUAGGAAGAAUAGUGAAGCUACAUGGGACUGAACAUAAGAAAAAUUUUAUCUGUAUCAAAACAAGUUAUUAAUCUAACUGGGCUACCAUGAAUCAUUCAUUUAUAAUAUGUGGUAAAUAAAAUGGGAAGCAUUUCAAAUCACUGGAUAGUUCUGACCUGGAAUUCUCCUUUUCUUAAAAUCUUUUUUAUUUGCUUUUUUCUUAGACUCAGUAAGAGCAUCUUAACUAAUAAGGGAGAGAUUUUGGUCUGGAGCUAUUCCCUGCCAUUCUUUUUUUUUCUUUUGUCAAGCUUGCUGGUUUUAGAAGAGUACAUGUCACUAGAUUUCUGUUUCAAAUUAAUGACACUGCAAUGCUGAUGCUCAGAAAACUGCUUUCAACAAAAUGGUUUGAUAGUAUGUUCUCAGAUUUCUGUGUUCUUAAUAAUGAAAAAUAUCAAUACAUUAAAUGGUGUGAUUCAAAAUAUUAAAUAGGUUUUUUACCCUAAUCAUAUGUUCUUAACAACUUUUUGAUUUAUUGCCCUGUAAGUUAAACCUCACAUGAAGUUACCAUUGUCACCAGAAAAUCCCCUUUUACCUGCUAAUUAGAAUGAAAGUAGUAUGUGACCUCCACUUUUUAGUUAAUGAGUGUAGCAAGCUUGUACUAGCGGCUGUUUAUCUUACCCAUUUUG